CUACACGAUGACAGAAGGCGGUGCUACAAGAGUGAAGAGAAAUGGGACUAGGAUCUUCAAAAAUCCUCCGCAGCCUCACAUGUGUAUACGAGAUUUUAUACAGUUAUGUCUGUUAAACAUUUGCCGAGAACACGAGAUGUCUUCUCUUGAGUUGCCAACAUGCGCUUUUCAUAAGAAUACACUUCCAAUGAAAUAGAGUAUUCUCGAGCAACAACACUAUUUUCUCCAAAAUGGAAUAAUUCUAAUAUUCAACAAAUAAUAAAUGUUAUAACAUCGAACGAGGCAGUGAAUAGAGGGUACAGCAGCACCUUGCUUUGUAAAUGUACUAUCCUGGGAUAGAAUCGCAAUGCCAUGUAGACCGUCCCAACCUGUACCACUUUGGGGAGGUAUGAGAGUACCAUCUCCUCGUACAAAAGCGGAAGCUGUGGUCUUUGCUGUUAUGGCUAAUCCGGAGGUGCUUCGUAUUAAUGGCAAAAAUGCAGAAGAUCCAGAAAAACGUUCGUCCCUGAUAGAACUAUUGCUGGAUUUUGUAGAAGCAAUGAAUGCAGGUGUGAUAUUUUCAAGGCGAUACACUAUUUUAAAAGAUCGUGAUAUCACAGGAGAAUUGAAGGAAGUGUGGAACGCGGUACAGGCUCGGCGGGACCGAGAACAACCACCUCCACAACAAGAAACCUGGAUCGACGCACAACCACCUGUUCCACAGUAUCCUCAAUAUCAAGAUCAACAACAGCAACAACAGCAAACACAAAAGCAACAACAACAGCAGCAGCAACAACAACAAGAAUAUACUUCCCAGCAACCUCCUCAAUAUCAUACGACUAAUAUUGUCUUUGCCAGAGCAGUAAGCGGUGAUAUGCAUUACGAUGGUUAUGGUUAUCAAUCGCAAAAGUCUGUCAUUGGGCCAAAUGAUCAGAUUUAUCAAUCAGGUCAAAUAGUAUCUCAACAAUAUGGUAACGUAACACGAAUAGCACAGGAUCGAUAUGAUUAUAGAGAACGUGGUAGAGACAAUAUGGUACAGAAUAUACCACAACAAAGCUGCCCUGCAUAUCCAGGACCACAGUAUCAAUUUCAACAACUGCCAAGGCAAAUGAUGCCACAGUACGUUAAUUCUAAUUUACAUCCAAAUACCACUAAUUUAGGAUAUGGUCCAGCAACAAAUACUAAUGUUAAUCCAAACAUGUCGGCUAGUUAUCAAUCUUAUAUAACUAAUCCACUGUAUCAACAACGAAUAGAAGUCGAUAUACGAAGAAUGCAGCAACAGCAGCAGCAACAACAACAACAACAGCAGCAGCAACAACAACAACAACAACAGUUGCAGCAACAACAACAACAGUUGCAUUUGAAUCACGCGCAACAAGUGCCUCAAUACGAAUCAACGACAGAUUGGCAAACUAUAUCAACGGUUAACGUAUUGAGACUGGGUCGACCACAUAUGGGUGUCGUUCAGAAAAACAAUACGAGUAAGAGACAAGUGAACUCACCUACUCAUGGGAAACAGGCAUCCUGUACCAAUUGCCACAAUAAAUCUACGACUGAUAACGUUACAAAACCUAAGAGCCCUGUUAAAGUAUUACAACGAGAAUUGUCAUCUUCUGUAGAUAGACAGGAUACGAAUAAUCACGCGAUAACAAAUAAUGGUAAAGUAACCAGCACGGAAAAGACAUCUACAGAUGAUACGAAAAAUUUCACGUGUGUUGUUACCAGGGUUGUAAAUGAGGAAGAAGAAAGGAAAAAAGUUAAUGAAAGUUCUUCCAUCGAAUCUAAUGAUACGUCCAAAAAAUCUAUCAUUACAUCUGCGUCAUCCUCAACGUCAUCUUCGUCAUCAACUUCAUCAUCAUCAUCAUUAUCAUCAUCAUCAUCAGCAGCAGCAUCAUCAGCAGCAGCAUCAUCAUCAACAUCAUCAUCAUCAAAUACUCGCGAAAUUAAUAAUUCUGUUGAGAACAAUCAAACAACAACAACAACAACAACAAUGGAUGAAAAUUCGAAACAUUAUGACGUACCUCCUGUAAGUCAAAUAUUGUCUGAUCAAAAGUGUAAUUCAAGAAUUAGAAUAAUAGUAGGUAGAACUAAGCAUAAAGAAAACGUAGAAAAUAAUCGAACUACAAUAUGGCCUCGUUACGUAUCAGAUCAAAAAGUAGAAAGUCCCAAAAGAUCACAAACAAUGGUUAACAAUAGUGUCGUCAUUAAUCCAGGUAUGUCCAACGAGGAUACUAAUUUGAAUAAGAAAAAAACUACUAAUGGUCAAACUAAAGGAAACAAAAAUGGUAAAGGUUAUAGUGAAAACGAAGAUGGAUCUCAGCAAGGAUAUACGAUAUUGAAAAAAACUGAGACUAUUGUUCAAGACGAAAUUAUUAAUGAUAUCGCUCAAAUAUCUAUUCAAGACUGUAAAGACGUAACCGAGAUCAGUCCUGUGCUGCUAUCGUGAUAGCCUAGUUUUUAACAGCGAGUACUACUAGUUGCUACGAUCAAUUAAAUUUAAAUUAAAACAAAACAAAAAAAAAA
This is a messenger RNA of Polistes canadensis, 2502 nucleotides long. RefSeq names its product GATA zinc finger domain-containing protein 10-like. Lineage: Eukaryota; Metazoa; Arthropoda; Insecta; Hymenoptera; Vespidae. Bases 347 to 2425 code for a protein of 692 amino acids. The transcript is spliced from 4 exons. The record is from RefSeq and is a predicted model, not a curated record. Gene Ontology annotation, cellular component: cytoplasm.